UUUCUUCUCCGGUGGAAGAAAAUUGAUUAAGAAGAACAAAUUUUGCCAAUCAACGUAUAUGCCAUAUUUAUGUAACUUAUUAACUUGUGAGUCUGUUGUAAGAACUGCAACACAGCCGUCCAGGACGAGCGCCGCCGAUGAACUCGUGGCUCGAUCAACGGAGGAGAAACCAAGGCUAGAACAUGCGACGACAAACCCGACAGGAUUAACCCUCUAAGCCUUGUCUCCAGACGGAGCAAAGUGAAAACCUCGAAUGAACGUCUCCGCAAGUCCUUGUCACCACAUACAAUAAAAUGAGACGAAAAGUAUACUAGUUAAUCGGAAACGAGAGCAACAUCAAAGGGUCUUGAUUCGUAUUUUUCCAUGGAAUAAUCUUUCCAUCCCAACCUCCUAGUCAGUCAACGAAGCCGAAGCUCCCUCCAGCUUUCGUCUACCUAACCCGGCCUGUAUCAGAAUAUAUAUGUUUAAUUACUUGAGCAAUUGAUCUUCUCUUGACCCAGAGAAUCAUUCAGUGAAGCGAAGGCCAUGGCGUUGAAGGUGCUUUCGGCGCUGGACACUGCUAAAACGCAGUACUAUCAUUUCAAAGCGAUUAUAGUCGCCGGGAUGGGCAUGUUCACCGACGCCUAUGACCUCUUUUGCAUUCCGCCGAUCAUGCGACUGAUCGCGCGCAUAUACUACCAGGACGUUGGAAAAGAAAAAGGCCCGCCCAUCUUCGUUAGCUCCCUAAUGGUGGGCAUCCCUCUGUUGGGCACGGUGAUCGGAAAGCUGGUGUUCGGCCGCCUCGGCGACUGCUUCGGCCGUCGGAGGGUUUACGGUCUGGCCCUGACGUUGAUGGUGCUGAGCUCUUUGGGGUGCGGGUUUUCGAUAUGCACAAAGCCGGGUUGCGUGUUGGCGAGUCUAGUAUUCUUCCGGUUCCUCCUCGGGAUCGGAAUCGGCGGCGACUACCCACUGUCGGCGACGAUCAUGUCGGAGUUCGCAAACAAGAGGACGCGUGGCGCGUUUAUAGCGGCGGUGUUCUCGAUGCAGGGGCUGGGGAUUGUGGUGAGCAGCACCGUCACCAUGGUGGUGUGCUUGAUCUUCGAGGCGGCGACGAACCCGGGGCCGAACCAGACUCCGAAGGUGGCGGCCGACUUGGCGUGGAGGCUCAUUCUCAUGAUUGGGGCUCUGCCGGCCGCCUUGACGUGCUACUGGCGUAUGAUGAUGCCGGAAACUGCCAGAUAUACAGCGUUGGUGGAGCAGAAUGUUAUUCAGGCAGCGAAGAACAUGGAGAAGGUGCUAGAUGUUUCCCUGAGCCAAAUCGCAGAGGAUGCCGAAUACCCACAAAACCCACCUCCAUCUUACCCCUUCUUCUCCAAACAAUUCUUCCGCCGCCACGGCCGCGAUCUCUUCUCUUGCUCCGUAUCCUGGUUUCUCGUCGACAUCGUCUUCUACAGUACCAACCUCGUCCAGGCCGAGAUUUACGGCAAGUACUUUCCCAACAGGCAAACGCAGAUUAAUCCCCACAACGUCAAUGCCUUUCGCGACGCCUUCAACGUCGCCAAAUUCCAAGCCCUGCUGGCAAUUUGCUCCACCAUCCCGGGCUACUGGGCCACCGUCUUCUUGAUCGAUCGCAUCGGCAGAGUCAAGAUCCAGAUGAUGGGCUUCUUUUUCAUGGCCCUCGCACUGUUCGCCAUGGGAAUCCCCUACGCCGCCUACUGGCACGACCACAUCAAAAACAAAGGAUUCCUGUUCCUCUACGGCAUCACCUUCUUCUUCUCCAACUUCGGACCCAACACCACCACCUUCAUAGUCCCGGCGGAGCUCUUUCCGGCAAGGUUCCGGUCCACGUGUCAUGGCAUUUCGGGGGCGGUUGGGAAGGUCGGAGCAAUAAUCGGGGCAGUGGGAAUUCUAUGGGCCGUUCAUCAGCAUGAAGACGCCGCCGACAGCUCUGACUUGAAAAAGACGCCGAUGUUGGUCGCGUUGCUGGUUCUAGGGGGAGUGUGCGUCGUGGGCGUGGUCGUAACCUACUUGUUUAUGUUCGAAACCAUGGGAAGAUCACUGGAGGAGAAUGAGAAGGAUGAGCCGACGGGUGAAAAUGAUAAUGUUUGCUUCUUGAGGUGUUUUAACACUGGUUGGUGCAUGGCCGGCCAGGGGUCUAAUUUCGUCCGUGAAGUUGGAGCUGAUUGAAGAAAACUUGACCGUGCAUGCUUUCCUACCAACCCUAUAUAUAUAUAUAUAUAUCUUCUGUUGCUUUUGUGUUACCUCUAUCUAGUUAAUUAUAGGUUUCGCCUUCUUGUACAGCUCCUCACUUCUCUAGUCUCAGAGUCUUAUCUAUAUAUAUAUAUAGCAUAUAUAUAUAGCAAGUAUUGUCUUUUCUUA
Molecule: messenger RNA, 2358 nt
Organism: Diospyros lotus (date-plum)
Lineage: Eukaryota; Viridiplantae; Streptophyta; Magnoliopsida; Ericales; Ebenaceae
Product: probable inorganic phosphate transporter 1-9
Exons: 3
Coding region: 526-2166 (546 amino acids)
Biological process (GO): transmembrane transport
Cellular component (GO): membrane
Molecular function (GO): transmembrane transporter activity
Source: RefSeq, a predicted model, not a curated record